Messenger RNA from Caenorhabditis sp. 36 PRJEB53466, 800 nucleotides. The record is from the annotation of a GenBank genome assembly. NCBI's taxonomy places the organism in Eukaryota, Metazoa, Nematoda, Chromadorea, Rhabditida, Rhabditidae.
AUGGUCUUCGUCAAGACACUCUCCAAAACCUUGUACCUCGAGGUCGCUGCCAACGAGGAUGUGCUGAGCAUCAAGCAGAAGAUUGCUGAGGCUGAGGGAAUCCCAGCCGAGGAGCAGAGACUCGUCUUCGCCGGUUAGUUUCGCUCCAUGCAGAAUCUCGAGAAAGUCGCUGGCGACUUUUGAGGACAGACCCUGCCUAACACAUUCUAGAUGGUAACUGUUAAGGACGUCAGCUCGAGGAUAACGACUGCGGACUCGAUGCCGAGGCUACCCUCUACCUUUCUUUGGCCCUUCUCGGAGGAGCCAAGAAGAGAAAGAAGAAGGUGUACACCACCCCAAAGAAGAACAAGAGAAAGCCGAAGAAGGUCAAGCUCGCCGUCCUUAAGUACUACAAGGUAAAUAUACAGUUAGAACAGCUUAAACGUAUGAUUAGCGGUGACCGGGAGUAACAUGGAUCGGCGGUGAUGAUGAAUUUAUUGAUAUGGUGUCAGGACCUCUGAGAGUUUCGUGACUGAUGUUUAGAGUUCCUGAGUCGUUCCACAACCCCACGUACGGCUUUUUAAGAUUUUGACUCAUUAGUUCUUUUUGCGGUAAACUCAAGUUUUUUUCAGAUCGACGAGAACGGCAAGAUCACUCGUCUUCGCAAAGAGUGCCAAGAGCCAGGAUGCGGAGGAGGUGUCUUCAUGGCCGCUCACGCCAACAGACACUACUGCGGAAGAUGCCACAACACCCUUGUCGUUGACACCGCUACCGCUGCUGCCACUUCUGGCGAGAAGGGAGGAAAGAAGGGAAAGAAAUAA